CCAUCUGCAGGCUCUCUGCCUUUUCUUUCUUGGGUGCCCUUCGCCUCUUUUUGUUCCUGUACGAGGCCUAACGGGCGGUUCUUGGCCGCGUUUCUUGGAUUCCUCGGGUUCUCGGAGGAGAUGAGCGUCGUGGGUGUUGCGUCUUCGUCUGCGUUCCUUUGAAAGAAAGGCGGUGUUUGCGCGGAAAGCCGGUGCUUGGGGAGGGAGCUCUCCGCGAAAGGAAGACGAGGCGGGUUGGCUCGAUUCCAGGCUGAAAACGCAUUAAACAUGGCCGAGAUUGGCUCUUGUUCCGAAACGGAUGGUUCUGCUCUCAGAGAAGCACUCUUUGCUCAGCAGCAACUCCUGCAGAAGCUCUACAAUGAAUUGGAUGAAGAGAGGGAAGCAUCCGCUACUGCGGCUAGUGAAGCCUUAUCGAUGAUACUGCGCUUGCAGGGCGAAAAGGCGGCCGUCAAGAUGGAGGCCGAUCAGUACAAGAGAAUGGCCGAGGAGAAGAUGUGUCAUGCGGACCUGUCCCUGGAGGUGUUUGAGGAUGUUAUUUACCAGAAAGAGAUGGAGAUCGCUUCGCUUGAGUUCCAAGUCCAAACUUAUCGGUAUAAGCUUUUGGGCAUGGGUUACGCUGAUUUCGGACCCAGUGAAAGUAGAUUUCUGGAUAAUCUGUUUAUGCAAAGAGGAGAUGUCUCCAAUGGUGGGAAGGGGUUGAAUGGCGGUGUGAGGAGACUGAGCUCUUUGCCUCCAGGUUGCUUGAAGGAUCCUAUGCCAAAGAAAGGCGUCAUCAAAAGACAAAAGCCUGUUUUCCCUAAUCUAGAUGUGGUUUCGAGAAUAGUCGAUGAGAAUCCAGAUCUGGAAGGUACAGGCGAGAGCUUGAAUUUCGAGAGAAAAUCGGAAUAUUCGUUGAAUGAGGAUUUCAGUCCAAUUUGGGAGCAGAUCAGAAGAUUAGGGGAUCGUGUGAAUGAAAUGUCGGAAUGUAGGGACAUUGGUCAAGAUAAUGAUGACUACUCUAUCGGCGUGUCUAGGUCCUGUGCCAUUGUUUCUCGUGUGAGUGCACCGCCAUGCUAUACAAAGAGUGAAUGGGACAAUGCGAAGUCUGAUCAAAUGAACCAUUGUGAAAAUCUCUACACGGCGGAAGUGGUUGAGAACUCUGCUUGUUCGACAAGUAUUCAAGAUAUUUUUGAAGUACCGCAGAGUGAUGAGAGCUGUAAAAGUCAUGAUGUUCAGGUAAAAGAAUGGAGUGAGCAGGAAUCUGAAGGCGAAAAUAGGCUCGGGAAGCCGGAUUUAGUCACUGACCAAACUGACUGGAUAAUGAAAAUGCUGCCUUCGUUGAACCAUGACAAGAUGCCAUCUAACUCUACACUGAGAGGGAAGAUGAGUGCUGACUGUGAUGGGUUCCAGGAAGCCCACAAAGCCAGGGUACCCAAACAUCGGUCUGAGUUUCAACAGCUGAGUGAAAGAAUCGAACGGCUCGAGACAGAGAGGAAUGCUAGAAGCCGAGAAAUCGUCCAUGAAAAUGAAGAGGAAAUGAACUUACUGAAGGAGAUACGAGAACAACUGAAUUCAAUACAGCGUGAGAUGAGGCGUGAGAACAAAAGGAAAGACACUCAACUUUACGACUUGCCCCUUCUCAGCCUAAAGGAAGCUAUGUUGCACUUCUGGCUCUAAUCAAGCAAGAAAUUAUGGCAAUAGCUCCUCAAAUUUGGUUUUGGAAUGUGCUUUUGACGGACUAUCGUCUUGCCUCUCUUCCCAGGUUGGUAUGAAGGAAAGAUUAGUCUCUUGACUUUUAUUCCGAUUGAUGAUGUACAGAAUCGAAAUAUUCACUUUGGAAUCUGUUAAUCGACACAUGGGAGACAGAUGAUUCGCUUUUGUGAGGAUAAUGUGCUUUUCAUGCUCCUGUUUGUGCGUUGUGAAUGACGGAAAUGCUCCGUGUCUUCACAAUUGAGAUGAGAGUGUAUAUUGGUUUUCAUGUGGGUCUUUGAUGUAGUUGCAAUGUUUGAGCUCGAAAUCAUUGUCGAGGAGCCUUUUGAUUGCCCAUUGCGCUUUAAAUUCGUGCCCUUUUUCUCUU
Molecule: messenger RNA, 2056 nt
Organism: Syzygium oleosum
Lineage: Eukaryota; Viridiplantae; Streptophyta; Magnoliopsida; Myrtales; Myrtaceae
Exons: 3
Coding region: 268-1656 (462 amino acids)
Source: RefSeq, a predicted model, not a curated record